Octodon degus (degu) is the source of this 1976-nucleotide messenger RNA. It is a transcript of the gene Sdf4, whose product is annotated as stromal cell derived factor 4. The transcript has 7 exons. NCBI's taxonomy places the organism in Eukaryota, Metazoa, Chordata, Mammalia, Rodentia, Octodontidae. The coding region runs from base 338 to 1405 and encodes 355 amino acids. Gene Ontology annotation, biological process: calcium-ion regulated exocytosis. Gene Ontology annotation, cellular component: endoplasmic reticulum. The record is from RefSeq and is a predicted model, not a curated record. Gene Ontology annotation, molecular function: calcium ion binding.
UGACUGCAGAGGCUGUGGCGCCCCUGAAGGUGUUUCCACCUUGUUUACAAAUCAAGGGUUCAUUAACUGCUUGUUGGAAACUGGCCAGCUGCUCCUUGAAAUCCUGUCCUGUGGGGUAGGGAGACACUGCCAGGGAGCAGCUGCCCAGACUCUUAACUGCUUGCUGGGAUCAGAAUCCUGUGCUGCCUGUCUUCAGCUUUCCAAGCAGUCAGCCUGUGGCUGUGCUGGCCCUCAGAAGCCUGGAUUUGGGCUUCGAUCUCCCUCAGAGCUCUGCUGGUCGCCAUACCUGCACCCUGCCUAAACCUUGCCUGCUGCUUCACAGCCCAACUCCGUGGCAAUGGCUUCUAGGUGCGCCCCCCUCUGUGGCCUGGCUGCACACUGCUUCUGGCUCCUGGUUUUCAUCCUUCUGAUGGAGGUGUCUGCACGGCCAGCCAAUCAUUCAUCCACCCGGGAAAGAAUAGCCAACAGGGAGGAAAAGGAGCUCCUGCCCCCAGACCAUCUGAAUGGGGUGAAGCUCGAGAUGGAUGGGCACCUCAACAAGGGCUUCCACCAGGAGGUCUUCCUGGGAAAGGACGUGGGUGGCUUUGAUGAGGAUGCAGAGCCACGUAGGAGCCGCAGGAAAUUGAUGGUCAUCUUUUCCAGAGUGGAUGUGAACACAGACCGGAGGAUCAGUGCUAAGGAGAUGCAGCGCUGGAUCAUGGAGAAAACGGCUGAACACUUCCAGGAGGCUGUGAAGGAGAACAAGAUGCACUUCCGGGCUGUGGAUCCUGAUGGCGACGGCCAUGUGUCCUGGGAUGAAUACAAAGUGAAGUUUUUGGCCAGCAAAGGCCACAAUGAGAAGGAGGUUGCUGACGCAAUCAGAAACCACGAGGAGUUGAAAGUGGAUGAGGAGACACAGGAAGUCCUCGAGAACCUCAAAGACCGCUGGUAUCAGGCAGACAAUCCCCCUGCGGACCUGCUGCUGACAGAGGAUGAGUUCCUGUCUUUCCUUCAUCCGGAACAUAGCCGAGGCAUGCUCAAAUUUAUGGUCAAAGAGAUCGUCCGGGACUUGGACCAAGAUGGUGACAAACAGCUUUCUCUGCCUGAGUUUAUCUCCCUGCCUGUGGGCACCGUUGAGAACCAACAGGGCCAAGACAUGGAUGACAGCUGGGUCAGAGACAGGAAGAAAGAGUUUGAAGAGCUGAUUGACUCCAACCACGAUGGAAUUGUGACCAUGGAGGAGCUGGAGAGCUACAUGGACCCCAUGAAUGAGUACAAUGCCCUCAACGAAGCCAAGCAGAUGAUUGCCGUUGCUGACGAGAACCAGAACCACCACCUGGAGCCUGAGGAGAUCCUCAAGUACAGCGAGUUCUUCACGGGCAGCAAGCUGAUGGACUACGCCCGCAAUGUGCACGAGGAGUUCUGAGGGCCGUGGCCCCGCAGCCCCCUCAGCCCCAGGGGCCAUGGACCAGCGUAGCAGGGCCAGUGGCUGCCCCCUACCCAGGGCCAUCCCAGAACUUCCCUUUUGCUGCUGCCCAUGACUGUGUGCUUGGGCUCAGCUGGGGCCGUGCUGUGUCCUGGUUUAUUAGAGGUGUGCUUAGCAGGCUGUGCCCCUCUGCAGUGCCUGUCCCUGUGGGCUCCCUCCCACCUGGUUGCCUAGCAGUGUCUUGUGUCCUGUGUCCUGCCACUGCUGCUGCUUUUGAGAACUGCUGAGCCCUGCUGAAAAUGCUGACCAUGUCGGUGUGUGGAACUGUGGGGCAGCCACUGUGGGAAAUCACUUAGCUCCUGCCGUUUCUUUGAAAACUGAAAGAUUAAGAUGAAACGAGAAGCACUUUGCUGGAAAUGAGUAGCCAGGCAGCGCGGAAGGCGCCGCCUCCUUCCUGGGCUGGGGCUGGGGCUGGGGUGCGUGGGGUGGGGUCCUCAGCUUGUAGUCUCUGAGAAAGAGAUUUGUCACAGGAAUCAUUAGUUCACUUUAAAAUACAGUUGCCUUUUUCUCA